Vicia faba (fava bean) is the source of this 408-nucleotide messenger RNA. NCBI's taxonomy places the organism in Eukaryota, Viridiplantae, Streptophyta, Magnoliopsida, Fabales, Fabaceae. The record is from the annotation of a GenBank genome assembly.
AUGAUUGUAAAAAAACAAAAAAGAGGAUACGAAGAAUUGCACGAAAAUAUUAAUAACGACGCGGAGGCGCAAACGUUGAAAUCACAUAGAACGGUAGAUCCCUUCUCUCUCAUCUCUCUCUCUCUCUCUCUCUCAUUUGAUAUUCUUCCCCAAUUCUUCAACCCAAUCCCUCUCUCCCGUCUUCUUCUCCUUCUUCAAUCAUAUAUCGUCGUAUCAUUAUAUAUCACCGGUUCUGAUAUUAAACAGAGUGAAAGCGUAAGUUGGAGUUCAAGGGACGGAGGGGAAAACAAGGAGAGAAGUUGUUUGAGGUAUCCCAGAAAAUUUUGGUUCAAACAAACAACCGUUGCUUCAUUAGGUGACAUUCUAGUAUUGGAGAGAGCCAGAAUCAUGGUGAUUAUUUAUUGUUGA